This is a messenger RNA of Suillus bovinus, 927 nucleotides long. RefSeq names its product coatomer epsilon subunit-domain-containing protein. The record is from RefSeq and is a predicted model, not a curated record. Bases 1 to 927 code for a protein of 308 amino acids. Gene Ontology annotation, cellular component: COPI vesicle coat. Gene Ontology annotation, biological process: retrograde vesicle-mediated transport, Golgi to endoplasmic reticulum; endoplasmic reticulum to Golgi vesicle-mediated transport; intra-Golgi vesicle-mediated transport. The transcript has 4 exons. Lineage: Eukaryota; Fungi; Basidiomycota; Agaricomycetes; Boletales; Suillaceae. Gene Ontology annotation, molecular function: structural molecule activity; protein binding.
AUGUACUUCAUCAAACAGCAAUUCACUCUAGGCGCAUACCCUGCCAUCUUAUCCCUCCAACUUCCCGAUCCAUCCUCACCAGAUUACAUCCCUACUCUUCUCUACAAGGUCCGUGCACACCUCGCCAUCGGCGACAAUGCAUCCGCACUCGCCCUCCUUCCUGCCGACACAGAAAAUGUAGCACUCAAAGCAGCAGCUGCACUAGCAAAGGAUGAACAAGGCCUCGAAUCACUCCGCGACUUGUGCGUAGAGAUAGAAGGCGAUCAAGACUCUGACGAUUGGGAGAAACAAACCGUUCAAGUGUUAGCUGCAACCGCUUUUAUACGUGCAGGCGAAAUUGAAGAAGCACUCGAAACACUACGUGGUGAAGGCAUACCUGGUGACGAACAAGCUGCACUGUUGACUCAAGUAUACCUCUCGCUAGCUCGUCCAGCACUCGCCCAAAAGGUACUAGCACCAGCAUUGAAAGCAAACCCAGAUGCACUCGUCCUCCAACUCGCAGAAGCAAUCAUCUCCCUCGUAACAGGCUCACAAGGCACAAGCGGCGAACCAUACGCACCCGCACUAUCAUUUUACAACGAACAAGUAGCAAACCCAUCCAUAUCCUCCCCCGCUCUUCUAGUCGGCAGAGCAGUAGUCCGUAUUCUCCGUGGCGAACUCUCCUCCGCCCAGAGCGAUCUAGAAGAAGCAGAUUCAAUCAUCUCCCGCGCUAAAUGCGAGGAAGCGUCCAGCGAUAUGCUCGCAGCCAUGAUAGUUGCUGCAGGCUUAAGCGGCGCCAAAAAGGGCGAUGCUGAUCAACUAUGGAGCCGCUUAUUAAAGCAACACCCUUCCCAUCCUUUGGUCGCAGAUAUUGCUGCUAAAGAACUGUUGUUCGAUGAAUGCGCUUCUAAGUUUCAAGUUCCUCCUAGAGCGGUUGCUGUCGCUUAG